UCUCAUCAAUCGGCACAAGAUCAUGACAUCGGUUAGCAUACGUGGUGCAAAUAUCUUGAAUGUGCUGAGAGGCAAUGGUGCAGCACAGGUAUACCGACAACAAUCGAGAAAAUUGCACGCGGUUUUGUCCAAUCGAUCAGUUGUACGAGCAUCAGGAAAAGAUUCCGAGAAAUUGAUUCAAAAUUUAACAACGAACGAUGUCAAAAAAGUAUCGGAUGGACAAGGUCAAUUGACUGCAUUCCUAAAACCCGAAGGAAGAACGAUUGCAUUUGCAUUUUUAUAUAGAGUUGGAGAAGAUUUAUUCUUUGAUGUUGAUAAAAAUGCUUUACCAGACGUUUUAGCCGCGAUCAAAAAGUUCAAAUUGAGAUCAAAGAUCACGCUGACUGAUGUUAGUCAAGAGAUGGAUGUCGUUGCACAUUGGGCAGGUGAUGAACCUAUUCAAAACACACUUAUAUCUAUAGCCGAUCAACGUGCUCCCGAGAUGGGAUUUCGAUCGAUAAUACGAAAAGAGGAUAUUGGCAACACCGCACUUUCUGAUCUAAAGGCAUACACCGUUCACAGGACCAUGCAAGGCAUUGCAGAAACAUCGCAAGAGAUCACAAUUGGGGGAAUGCCUUUGGAGGAGAAUUUGGAUCUGAUGCAUGGUGUGGAUUUCCGUAAAGGUUGUUAUAUAGGACAAGAACUCACUGCAAGAACACAUCAUACAGGUGUUAUACGAAAACGCAUCGUACCCGUUUCGCUAGCCGAUCAUAUCGAAUCAGAAGUCAGUCAGAUACAACAUAGAGCAGAUUCACGAUUCGAACUCGAUCAACAACUAGACAAUGGCGGAAUAGACGUUCGCUCGGAGCCGCUGAAUAAAGACCCAGAAAGCGCAUCCGGACGACCUUCGAGAGGAAGAUCAGCAGGAAAAUUACUCUCAGUAGUAGAUAAUGUCGGCUUGGCGAUGUUACGAUUAGAGCAAGUCAAUCGAUGGAAUAAAGAUCUCACUAUGCAAAUAACCGGAAAGGAUAAACCGAUUCACGUUCGGCCAUGGAUACCUACGUGGUGGCCAGAAAAUGUACAGCAACAACAGUGAUCACUGCUCUAUUAAUGUAAUAACAUGAAUGCAAUUCCAAUUUUGAGCGU
Meira miltonrushii is the source of this 1125-nucleotide messenger RNA. Its product is annotated as Aminomethyltransferase folate-binding domain-containing protein. Gene Ontology annotation, cellular component: mitochondrial matrix. Lineage: Eukaryota; Fungi; Basidiomycota; Exobasidiomycetes; Exobasidiales; Brachybasidiaceae. The coding region runs from base 23 to 1075 and encodes 350 amino acids. The record is from RefSeq and is a predicted model, not a curated record. Gene Ontology annotation, molecular function: protein binding. The transcript has a single exon.